This is a messenger RNA of Nerophis lumbriciformis (worm pipefish), 902 nucleotides long. RefSeq lists its product as uncharacterized. Gene Ontology annotation, cellular component: nucleus. The record is from RefSeq and is a predicted model, not a curated record. Lineage: Eukaryota; Metazoa; Chordata; Actinopteri; Syngnathiformes; Syngnathidae. Gene Ontology annotation, biological process: regulation of gene expression.
CGGAAACGUCAACAAUCGAGCAUCGGCGAGGAGGAGGAGAGCCGCAGAGAUGGACGCGCGUCGGAUGUCAGUCGCGAAUCCUCAACGGAAAUCAGACAAGGAAGCUUUGCCAGCGGAUGUCUUGAAAGUGAUCGUCGUUAAAGAGGAGCAGCAGGAGUGGAGUGCCGGUGCAGAGCAGGAGGAUGCCCAGCCGGCCCGUGGCAAAGACGAGGAGAACGAACUGAACUGGACUCGGUUCUCGUUGACUCGGGUCCACGUGAAGGACGAAGAGGGCGAAUACUUUCCCGAGUCACACGGCAACCUCAGCAGGCGCUCGUCCCAACAAGCGGCCACGGAGUCAGACGGAGACCGCAGUGGAGGAUCAGAAACGGACCCUCGGUCCCGCGUCGACACGGACGACAGCGACAGGACUAACGAACCCCCGACCAUUAAGACCAGUUCUCGCCCUAAUAAGACAUUUGACUGCUCCGAAUGCGACAAAACCUUCGAGCACAAGCGCAACCUGAAGCGCCACAUGAGGCGCCACACGGGGGAGAAACCCUUCUGCUGCUCGCUGUGCGCCAAAACCUUCCGCCAGCGCUCCAACCUGGUGGUGCACACCCGCACCCACACGGGCGUCAAGCCCUUCGCCUGCCAGCUGUGCCACAGCAGCUUCAGCCAGCGCAUCUCGCUGGUGCUGCACGUCAGGACGCACACCGGGGAGAAACCCUACCCCUGCCCGCUGUGCGGCGACCGCUUCUCCCGCAAGGGCACCAUGAUGUCGCACAUGCGCACGCACACGGGCGAGAAGCCGUUCGGGUGCGGCACGUGCGACCGGCGCUUCGCGUUCAAGUGUCAGGUGACCAAGCACAAGUGUGCCGGGAAAUGAACGUAUUGCACCUUUAAACCAUACUUGCCAACCU